AUGACCAAAAAAACUCUCAAACAAGGGGACAGAAAGAACUCAAACCUGGAGCAGAAACUCUCAAACCUAAGACAGAAAGCACUCCCAAACCUGGAGCUGAAAGCACUCUCAAACCUAGGACAGAAAGCACUCUCAAUCCUAGAGCAGAAACUCUCAAACCUGGGACAGGAAGCACUCCCAAACCUGGAGUUGAAAACACUUUCAAACCUGGGACAGAAAGCACUCCCAAACCUGGAGCUGAAAGCACUCUCAAACCUGGGACAGAAAGCACUCCCAAACCUAAACACUCCCAAACCUGGAGCAGAAACUCUCAAACCUGGGACAGGAAGCACUCCCAAACCUGGAGUUGAAAACAAUCUCAAACCUGGGACAGAAACACUCCCAAACCUGGAGCUGAAAGCACUCUCAAACCUGGAGCAGAAAGCACUUUCAAUCCUGGAGCAGAAACUCUCAAACCUGGGACAAAAAGCACUUCAAAACCUGGAGCUGAAAGCACUAUCAAACCUGGGACAGAAAGCACUCCCAAACCUGGAGCUGAAAGCACUCUCAAACCUGGGACAGAAAGCACUCUUCAGUCCUGGAGCAGAAACUCUCAAACCUGGGACAGGAAGAACUCCCAAAUCUGGAGCUGAAAGCACUCUCAAACCUGGGAAAGAAAGCACUCCCAAACCUGGAGCUGAAAGCACUCUCAAACCUGGGACAGAAAGCACUCUCAGUCCUGGAGCAGAAACUCUCAAACCUGGGACAGGAAGCACUCCCAAAUCUGGAGCUGAAAGCACUCUCAAACCUGGGACAGAAAGCACUCCCAAACCUGGAGCUGAAAGCACUUUCAAACCUGGAGCAGAAAGCACUCUCAAUCCUGGAGCAGAAACUCUCAAACCUGGGACAGGAAGCACUCCCAAAUCUGGAGCUGAAAGCACUCUCAAACCUGGGACAGAAAGCACUCUCAGUCCUGGAGCAGAAACUCUCAAACCUGGGACAGAAAGCACUCCCAAACCUGGAGCAGAAAGCACUCUCAAACCUGGAGCAGAAAGCCCUCCCAAACCUGGAGCAGAAAGCACUCCCAAACCUGGAGCAGACUCUUAA
Mya arenaria is the source of this 1086-nucleotide messenger RNA. Its product is annotated as immunoglobulin G-binding protein A-like. Lineage: Eukaryota; Metazoa; Mollusca; Bivalvia; Myida; Myidae. The record is from RefSeq and is a predicted model, not a curated record. The transcript is spliced from 2 exons. The coding region runs from base 1 to 1086 and encodes 361 amino acids.